Messenger RNA from Staurois parvus, 318 nucleotides. Lineage: Eukaryota; Metazoa; Chordata; Amphibia; Anura; Ranidae. The record is from the annotation of a GenBank genome assembly.
AUGUCUGGUCACGGAAAAGGAGAGAAGGGUCAGGGGAAAGGAGGCACUAAACGCCACAGGAGGGUGCUCUGGGACAACAUCCAGGGCAUCUCCAAACCCAACAUCCAAUGUUUAGCUGUAGAGGGAGUGCCAAGUACAUUCCCAAACUCAUCCAUGAGGAGAUCCGCACAAAGCUCAAGGUUUUCCUUGAGAAUGUCAUCCGUGAUGCCGUCACCUACAUUGAGCAUGCUAAGAGGAAGACCGUCACCGCCAUGGAUGUCAUCUAUGCUCUUAAAAGACAACAAUGUACUCUCUAUUGUUUCAAAAGAUAAAUCCUGA